Dovyalis caffra is the source of this 1554-nucleotide messenger RNA. The record is from the annotation of a GenBank genome assembly. Lineage: Eukaryota; Viridiplantae; Streptophyta; Magnoliopsida; Malpighiales; Salicaceae.
AUGGGAAGCUUCAGAACUAAACCGCCUUCAUUUUCCUCCAUUUUCUUGCUGUUUCUUGCACUUUCAUGUGUUUCUACAGCCCAACAACCAAACCCCAUCAAGACCAUUGUGGUUUUGGUGAUGGAAAACAGAUCUUUUGAUCAUAUGAUUGGUUGGAUGAAGAAAUCUGUUAAUCCAGCAAUCAAUGGUGUCACUGGAAAAGAAUGCAAUCCUGUAUCGACCAUUAAUCCAGGCCAGCGAUCCAUUUGUUUCUCGGAUGAUGCUGAGUUUGUGGAUCCAGACCCUGGACACUCUUUUGAUGCUGUGGAGCAACAGGUAUUUGGAAAUAGCUCUAUUCCUUCAAUGACUGGUUUUGUUGAACAAGCUCUCAGCAUGUCGCAAAACCUCUCUGAAACUGUCAUGAAAGGCUUUAGUCCUGAAGCUGUGCCUGUUUAUGCCACACUUGUAAAAGAAUUUGCAGUCUUUGAUAGGUGGUUUUCCUCACUUCCUGGUCCAACACAACCCAAUAGGCUGUUUGUGUAUUCUGCUACUUCUCAUGGCUCAACAAGCCAUGUUAAGAAGCAAUUGGCUAAAGGGUACCCUCAAAAGACAAUUUUUGAUUCGCUUCAUGAGAAUGGUAAGAACUUUGGGAUUUACUUUCAAAACAUUCCGAACACUUUGUUCUAUAGGAACCUGAGGAAAUUGAAGUAUAUUUCUAAGUUUCAUCAGUUUGAUUUGAAGUUCAAGAAAGAUGCUAGAGAUGGGAAGUUGCCAACCUUAACUGUGAUUGAACCAAGGUAUUUUGAUCUUAAAAAAAUGCCUGCAAAUGAUGAUCACCCAUCUCAUGAUGUUGCUAAUGGUCAAAAGCUUGUUAAGGAGGUUUAUGAGGCAUUGAGAGCUAGUCCUCAAUGGAAUCAGACCCUCUUGGUCAUUACUUAUGAUGAACAUGGUGGAUUUUAUGACCAUGUUAAGACUCCUUAUGUUAAUGUUCCUAGCCCAGAUGGGAACACUGGCCCUGCCCCUUCUUUCUUUAAGUUUGAUAGGCUUGGUGUUCGUGUGCCGACGAUUAUGAUCUCUCCUUGGAUCAAGAAAGGCACUGUGAUAAGUGGCCCAAAGGGACCUGCUCCAAACUCAGAGUUUGAGCACUCUUCAAUUCCUGCAACUAUAAAGAAAAUGUUCAACCUCUCCUCUAACUUCUUGACCCACAGAGAUGCUUGGGCUGGCACAUUUGAAGGAGUUGUUGGGGAGUUAACCUCUCCCAGAACUGACUGCCCAGUGACCUUGCCGGAUGUAACACCUUUGAGAAGAACAGAAGCGAAAGAAGAUAGUUCAUUAUCCGAAUUCCAGAGUGAGGUAGUUCAGCUAGCUGCUGUUCUUAACGGUGACCACUUCUUGAGCAGUUUCCCACAUGAGAUGAGCAAGAAAAUGAACGUAAAAGAAGCUCAUGAAUAUGUAGAAGGUGCUGUUACUAGGUUCAUUAGAGCAAGCAAAGAGGCUAUAAAUCUAGGAGCAGAUGAAUCCGCCAUUGUAGAUAUGAGAUCAUCACUCACUACUAGAUCUUCAGUUCACAAUUAG